This is a messenger RNA of Scophthalmus maximus (turbot), 1878 nucleotides long. It is a transcript of the gene elob, whose product is annotated as elongin B. Bases 155 to 514 code for a protein of 119 amino acids. The transcript is spliced from 4 exons. Lineage: Eukaryota; Metazoa; Chordata; Actinopteri; Pleuronectiformes; Scophthalmidae. Gene Ontology annotation, molecular function: protein binding. The record is from RefSeq and is a predicted model, not a curated record. Gene Ontology annotation, cellular component: VCB complex; elongin complex. Gene Ontology annotation, biological process: transcription elongation by RNA polymerase II.
UCUCCUGACCGGCGGAAUGACGCCCUCCAGCGCCCCCUGCCGGCAGAGCGCAGAGCCGCAGCCGUCUCUUUGAUGCCGCUGUGAGCUUCGCUGUUGUCGCUGUGCGGUGGUGGAGGCGUCUUUCUCCCCCCCUGUGUGCAGCCGACCGCAAGAAAUGGACGUGUUUCUCAUGAUCCGACGUCACAAGACGACCAUCUUCACCGACGCAAAAGAGUCGACCACAGUCUACGAACUGAAGCGCAUCGUGGAAGGCAUCCUGAAGAGGCCACCUGAAGAGCAGAGGCUUUAUAAGGAUGACGUGCUGCUCAACGACAGUCAAACUCUUGGAAAUUGUGGCUUCACAAAUCAAACAGCCCGACCUCAGGCCCCAGCCACGGUGGGAUUAGCCUUCCGUCUAGGUGAUGAUUCAUUUGAGCAGCUGCGGAUCGAGUCUUUCUCCACUCCCCCUGAGCUCCCUGACGUCAUGAAGCCCCAGGACUCUAGCAGCACAGCCAACGAGCAGGCCGUGCAGUGAGGGAGGGGGGCGGGGUUAAAGUCGAGGGACACACGGGGUCUGAGGGUGGAUGCACGGGGGGGAGGGUGGGGCUGAUUUUUUUGGGGAAGUGGAUGAAUUUUGCCUCACCUAUCUCCAGCUGGGCAUAAACAAUUACAAACACUGAUUCCACUUGUGGUUAAUAUGAGGGCGGGUGCUUCAAAGUGGUUCAUUUUGUCCUGAAAUCGGAGAACGCAUGCUAAAUUGAUACUUUCACACAAGACCCUUCAGAGAAACCUGACGGACGUGUCAUGACACUGUCGGCCAUCCACGGGAUUGGUAAAGGCUGAACAUAAAGAAUUGUACCUCGUAUUUAAUGAAUUCUAGUUUUUAUUUGGGGUAAGGCCAACGCGGCUCUUACUUGUGUUUUUUUAUUUUUAUUUGCUGGCUUAAACGUGGGAGUUGAUAAGGUGUGACAAUUUUUAGGCUUUUAUGUUUGUGUGUUUUCUUUAUUAAACUAUUACUAGGAUUUAACAUGUUUUUCCGGUCUUUGGCCUGGAUAUGUGUUGCGACAAUAGCUAGGAGUUUGUGAAUUUCUAAGUUACUCUCUCUGUGUUUCAAGAAACAUUUGAACAGUACGAAUCUGAAAUAAAUGGAUUCACUGGUCGGGAGAAGAUCUGACAGUAAGGGGAAGAUUUCUUGGUACUUUAUCUAUCGGUAGUUGUAGUUUUCAUACUGUUAACUGCUCAGUCACUGAGACUGAAGGAGCUCAGUCGUGGCGUAUCUACCACACGUGUAAUGCUGGUAUGGAUCUAAUGAAAUGAGCGACAGGCACAGCAGCAAAAACAGGGAUUAUUGAAUCAUUUAUAUUUGUAACAAAAGGUGGGAACUAACCAAGUUUACUUUCCAGUGUUGAUUGUAACCAACGAAACCGUGGAGAUGUAGUUGGUGGGAUUUUGUUGACUUCAAUUAUCGGGCCCUAAUUGUUCAUCAUUUUUUAAGGUCACAGAUAAUUGUGUGAUGAGUUAUGGAACUGUGUCUGUUAAGUAGUGGUCACCCUCCAUCAUCACCAGAAUCACAGCAUAUUUAGUUUUAGUCCUCCACCACCAUUAAAUACCUGACUACACAAAAGAAAGGGAGAAACAGAAAAAGAACUCUCACGCACAACAAAAAUCAAAUUACAUGUGUGUGUAAAACAAUGUGGUCACGUGAUCGAGAAAACAACGAUUAAAAACAAAAAUCGUCCUUUAGUUACCACUGGAAAGUUUUAUUCUGACUCGGGAUGUUGUUGAAUGAAAUAUCCAAACAAAAAAAAAAAAAGCAUUUGCGAAGUGAGGCUGUUAAACAGUGGGACAUGAUCAAAGUUGCACUUGUUACUGACUUAACAUUAAAACGAUUGUUUUUCA